AAUAGACCGAUUAGAAAUAAUGUGCAAACAAACAGGACAAGUAAAGCGAUUAAUGGUGAUUUCUAUAUAAAUAUAUAUCACGUGAGCUGUUAUAUUAUUUAUAGCUAUUUAGCUGACGCAUUGUGAGUGUCGUUUUUCAACUGAACAAAUCGAGGGCAAGCUGUUUAUUUGUUGUAGUGUAUUUGAUAGUGUUGUACUGGUUAUCUUUGAUCAGCGAACUAUAUAAAGAGAAAUAUAUAGCGGAUAGGACACAGGCUACUAAACCUUUAAAAAAAUCAAUAUGAGUGGUUUGAUUAAACAGAAAGAAUACGACUGGAAAGACUCGAAUUUAGCAUUAUUUGGAUCGGACGUGGAAAAGAAUGUGAAAAAAGAGUCGGCUGAGACCGAACCGGCCUGGAAAAAUGCCGGACAGAUGGUUGGAGUUCAAGUAUGGCGGAUCGUGAAAUUCAAGGUGACCCAAUGGCCUAAAGAAGAAUACGGUAAAUUUUAUAAUGGCGAUUCUUAUAUCAUAUUGAAUACAUACAAAGAAGCGGACAGUAAUGAACUCCAAUACGACGUCCAUUUUUGGAUUGGUAAACACAGUACCCAAGACGAGUAUGGUACCGCUGCUUACAAGACUGUGGAACUAGACACCUUCUUGGACGAUGCCCCCAUUCAGCACAGAGAAGUUCAAGGUCACGAAUCGGAAUUGUUCAAGUCUUAUUUCAAAUCUAUCACAAUCUUAGAAGGCGGUGCUGAAACUGGUUUCAGACAUGUCAAACCGGAAGAAUAUAAAUCACGUCUGUUCCAUUUCCACGGCGACAGAAAAGGCGUUGAUGUUAAGGAGAUCUCUAGAAGUAAAGAUGCCUUGGAUUCUGGUGAUGUCUUCAUCAUGGAUGCAGGUCUGAACAUCUACCAAUGGAAUGGUAAAGGCAGUAAUAAGGACGAGAGAUUCAAGGCUAUGCAGUAUUGUAGAGAUAUUGCCAGCGACCGAUCCGGAAAAUGUAAAAUCGAGACCUUGGAUGAAGAGUUUAUUGAAGGUGAUCAUCCCAUGUAUGAAUUGUUAACAGAAGAAAAUAACGUCAGCGACGAUUCUGGUUAUGAAGCCGUUGACAAAACCAAGAAAUUAUUCAGAUUGUCCGAUGCCAGUGGUCAAAUGACAUUCACGGAGGAAAAAUCUGGAGAUAUUUCCAAAUCUGAUUUCGAUAGUAAAGAUGUGUUUAUUUUUGACACUAAAGACUCUGUUUUCGUGUGGGUCGGUAAAAGGACCUCUGAAUUAGAAAAGAAGAACGCCAUGGCAUACGCCCAUAAAUAUCUUCAAGAAAGUGACCACCCUUUACAACCUGUCUCAGUUUUGUUAGAAAGUCAACGCUGUAAGCAGUUCGAAACAGCCUUAGCUGCAUAAAGUUUCAGUGUCCCAUUUAUUAAUGGUAACAUCUGUUCUGAUUGACAUAUUUUUUUGAAAUUAACAUAGUAUAUUCUAUAGCUUCUGUGUAAUUUAACAUAUCAUAUGCUUAAUUAUGUGUAUUAUAUGUAAGCAAAUCUGAUUUUGCAUUGAUUGUUGUAUACAAUCAAAUCUUAUUUUGUAUUAAGUGUUAUAUACAAUCAAAUCUGAUUUUGCAUUAUGUUUUAAGUAUAUACAUAUCUAAAUUGGCAUUAAUUGUUAUAUACAUACAAAUCUGAUUUUGCAAUUGUUAUGUAUUAUAUAUGAAUCUGAUUUUGCAUGAAGUGUUAUGAUAUAUACACAUAAAUCCGAUUCGUUUUUGAAUUGCUAUAUACAAAAAAGUCUUAAUUUGUACUUAGUAUGUCAUAUACAAGCAAAUCUGAUUUUGCAUUAAGCGUUAUAUACAAACAAGUAUGAUUCUGUACUAAGUUAUAUAUAUGAUUAUGUAUGUGGUAUACACAAAAAAUCGGAUUUUGUAUUAAUUGUUAUUUACAAACAAAACCGUAUCUUCUUUUAUAUAAAAAUAUAAACCACAUGAAAUUGAUGUACCACCAAUGCAUAUUUUGAAAUAAAUUCUUCCAUGUAACAUUCACUGAUAUUUUCGGACAAACUAAAAUGGUCAUAUAAAUCUUACUUUGACAGAUAUGUCACUGUAAUAAAAUACUGUUCUUUUGUGCUUCCUUGGUAUUUUCAUUUUAACUUCCUAUUUGAUAUUCUCCGUUGCCUUUUUGAUAUAAAUACCUCAGUGGUCCGGUUUGAUUAACUUGGCCCUCCAUACUCGUUAUCAUGUCCUAUUUAGAAAAUUGCGGAAAUUAUUAUAAUGCAAAUAGCUGAUAAGGACAUAGUCGAUCCAUUGAAGUUCAUAAGGAAACUAGUUAGUGUUUGUUAUUGUAGAUAAGGACAUAAAAGUAGAACCAUUUAUCAUUUUUUUAUCGUUUAGAGCUGGCAUGAAGGAAGCUUCUCUAUGUCGAUUUUCCUUAAAAUUUUAACGAUUGGUACAAAUUUGAAAAAUCCAUUUAAAGGGAUAUGCUGUUGUCUUUAUAUGUUCCUCAUAUAAAUUCGAAUCUGAAAUUGGGCUUUAUCAGCUGGUGCAGCAAUUUUUAGACUAUUGAAUGCAAUUAUUAACCACCGUUGCCGGAUCCAAUAUUCUUUCGUUAUUAGUACUGAUAUUGUAGUGUACAUUCCAUUAUUAUAGUACUUGUAUUUCAGUAAAGUAUCACUUUGACAUUAUAUAGUAUUUCUAUUGAUCAAGUAAUAUCAUUGUUAGUUUAUUUUGAUACAAUAUUUGUUACUCAGAAGAUGGGUUCUUGUUAAUUUUUUUAUAACUUUUUUGUCUCAAUGAAAAUAUAAUAAUAUACAGAAAUAAAUGAGCUUUAUUCAUUU
This is a messenger RNA of Lottia gigantea (owl limpet), 2806 nucleotides long. RefSeq lists its product as hypothetical. Bases 281 to 1384 code for a protein of 367 amino acids. The record is from RefSeq and is a predicted model, not a curated record. Gene Ontology annotation, molecular function: actin filament binding. The transcript has a single exon. NCBI's taxonomy places the organism in Eukaryota, Metazoa, Mollusca, Gastropoda, Lottiidae.